Messenger RNA from Musa acuminata AAA Group (dessert banana), 850 nucleotides. RefSeq lists its product as uncharacterized. NCBI's taxonomy places the organism in Eukaryota, Viridiplantae, Streptophyta, Magnoliopsida, Zingiberales, Musaceae. The transcript is spliced from 2 exons. The coding region runs from base 139 to 672 and encodes 177 amino acids. The record is from RefSeq and is a predicted model, not a curated record.
UCAACCCUUCAGCGUGGGGACUGAUCUCCUCCUCAAAAUCCAAAGCAAGGGAGAAAGCAUUGCCAACUAGUAGUAGUGAUCCCUUCUCUUUCUUUUUGGAAGGAGUAGAGGUAGAAACUACGAGGGGAGAGCACAAGGAUGGUGUGGAAGCACGAAUUCCAAAGCGUCUCCGUGUUGAUGGCUGUUCUUCUCUUCGUCUUCCCCACCCCAUGCGCCGCGGUGAUGAGCGAGGGCACGGCCAUGCAGCUCGCGCACGCCGAGCUCGUCCGGGUUGCAGGAUAUGGAGACGAGAGGCUGUCCACCGUGCUCGUCACCGGAACCCUUCUCUGCAGUGCACGCAUGCACCGAAGUCCCGGCCUCUUCACAUCCAACGUCCCAGGUGCCAAGGUUGCAGUUGCAUGCAAAACCGAAGGGAGAAGGGAGCUUAGCUGGGCCUAUGGAUUAACCGAUGACUACGGAGAGUUCAUUGUAGACCUCCCUUCCCAUCUGCACGCAAACCCAAAGCUGGAAGAAGAUUGCAUUGUUAGGGUUCUUCGCGUGCCGAAGAAGGGUUCCUUCUGUGAUCUUGUCUCAGGUGUACGCUCCAAACAUAUAACGUUGUCCUCGGUUGGAGAAAGCAUCCGUGUGUAUACAGCAGGAACCCUAAUCUUGAGUCACAGGACCAGAUCUUAAUCGAUUUCACCAUGCAUGUACGUACUGUUGCAGGAAAUCAUUGCCACAUUCGGAGAUGCAGAUUGACCAAAAUAAUUUCCAUUGAGUAGUUGAUGGAAUCGUCAAUCCUUGUGCAGUUCACAUGUUUACAUGUGUUUCCCAAAUGUAAUCAUGAAAUGGAAGAUAUCAUAUGCUGAGA